GGAAACUAAUCAACAGGGCACCAUAUAUACAGCGGUGGACGAGAUAAAAAGGAACAUUUCAUUUCACAGAUAAGGCAAAUGAGGGCUAUCUAUCUAUCCAUCCCGGACUGACGGGAGCAGACAGGUAGCCCUAUCUUGUAGGGCUGCCCAACGAUAUCAGUUACCGGUCGGACGGGACACCCCGCGAAGAUCCGCGGCGCGAAUCGCGAGGCGGCAGUCAGGCUAUUCUCUCAACCAAAUAAACGCAACGGAGGCCAGUAGCAGCGGGCCACCUAACCCAUCGAUCUCUUGCUUCUCUACUGGAUGUUUGGGAUCUCCAAGUCCCGCCCUGCAAGCGUCCCCCUGCUCCUACUCUCCUCCCCUUGCCUUCUUCCCGUUGUUGGCCUGCCUCUCCUACUCCCCUCUUCCUCCCCCCCCCCCCCCCCCCCCCUGCCGCUCUCCUGGUGGCUUCCAUAUCAUAUCCUCCCUCCCUCCCUUCCUUUCUUCAUUCAAGCCAGGCUCGACGUGUGUUGCUAUGUCUCAUCUCAUUCUCACGGCGUGAAAAAGGAUCGUGCCUUGCCUUUUUUCCGGCUUGCUUGGCGCGCCUUCGUCUCCCUUGCCCCCCAGGUAACACGCAGUUCAUAGCCCUUUUCGUGUCUCCGUGCCUGCCUCCGUGCAUGGGCGCAUCACAUGGCUCUUUCAGCUCCUUUUUCUGUAAGCAAAGGGAAUGUUUGGUGGAAAGACGCUUGAAAAAGAGCUGCCUUUCCUGCCAUCUCGUGUGUGUGAUGUCCGUGGUCUAAUUCUUGUCAUGUGCUGCGCUUCAAUCGGCAAGGCCAUUGGUCCGAGGAUGGCGGAACACUUCGCGCUCAUGACGGGGCGGAUGAUCACGGAGGCAACGCUUCAGGGCGCCAUCUUCGACGCCCCUUCCGCGAAGGAUGCUUGUGAUCAUCAUGAUCCUUGUGUUUUUGAGGACGGGAGGACCAAGACUGGUGUCGUGGUGGAAUGCAGAAUCUGCCAAGAAGAAGGUGAUCAAGCCUACAUGGAGACCCCUUGCUCCUGCAAGGGUAGCCUCAAGUACGCUCACCACAUAUGCAUCCAGAGGUGGUGUAACGAGAAGGGAGACACCAUAUGUGAGAUAUGCUUACAGCAAUUUACACCGAACUACAGUGCCCCUUUGAAGUUGUUUCGGAUCGGAAGAAACCAAAUUAGCUUCAGGAGAGCUGGAGAAACACCAGCGAAUCUCAACGCUGGAGAAAACGUUUCCCAAACCGGUGAUCAUGCUGCUGGCACAUCAAGCUUUGACUCUCAAUUUUGCAAUCCAAAAGGCGUCACCUACUGCCGUGUGAUUGCCAUCGCCUUGAUGGCUCUGCUGGUGCUCCGUGACGCAAUCUCGCUUGUCCUCGGCGGCCCCAAGGUGUACUCGAUGGCACUGAUCACUCUGCUGAUGUUCAGAACAGCCGGAGUUAUCAUACCCAUCUACAUUAUCUUGAUAUCAGUUGUCACAUUGCUCCAUCGGUACAGCCAACACCAGGAUGUGCAUGGCGCGGCCCCAGUUACAGAACCUGUAGGAACUGAGGACUCACAGAGCCUGCAGCCGACGCCACCUCAACAGCAUGUCAUCAGCAUCCAGUAGCAAGCUGCACAGGGAGAAUGGUGGUUAGGUCCUGUCAAAUAUUAGUCUCAUUGGAUGAGGUUAGGGAGAUCAACGCUGUCAUUCAUAGGAUACAGAAGAUGCAAAAUCAUUGCAAGUGUAAAGAUGUUCCGUAGAAUUGUACACAAAGCACAUACUAGGAACAACACACUUGACUUAACAAGUCAUGGAGAUGAGAAGUGAAAUUGAAGUGGGCAUGUGUAUAUAAA
Triticum aestivum (bread wheat) is the source of this 1839-nucleotide messenger RNA. RefSeq lists its product as uncharacterized. Gene Ontology annotation, biological process: protein ubiquitination. The record is from RefSeq and is a predicted model, not a curated record. The coding region runs from base 707 to 1612 and encodes 301 amino acids. The transcript is spliced from 8 exons. Gene Ontology annotation, cellular component: membrane. NCBI's taxonomy places the organism in Eukaryota, Viridiplantae, Streptophyta, Magnoliopsida, Poales, Poaceae. Gene Ontology annotation, molecular function: ubiquitin-protein transferase activity; zinc ion binding.